UUGACCCAUCAGUACCUCAGCUCUCAGCUCACUCUUCAUCUCCACUCAACAAUCAACACCCAAACCAUGGCUUUCAACGGAAAGUGGGAAACCGAAUCUCAGGACGGAUAUGAAGUGUUCUGCAAACUGAUUGGUAUCCCCGAUGAUGUCAUCUCCAAGGGCCGUGACUUCAAGCUUGUGACAGAGGUCAUCCAGAACGGAGACGAAUACACAUGGAUCCAGUACUACCCAAAAAACCACGUUGUGACCAACAAAUUCAUCGUUGGCAAAGAGAGUGAGAUGGAGACUGUUGGAGGGAAGAAAUUCACGGGCAUAGUCUCCAUGGAAGGGGCCAAGCUGGCCAUAAGUUUCCCCAAGUACCACCAUACAUCUGAGAUCAGUGGUGGAAAGCUGGUGGAGACCUCCACAGCAACCAGUGCCACGGGUCCGGUUGUUUUUGUACGUACCAGCAAGAAGAUCUAACUCUAUUAUUGAGAUAAAUUGCCCUGUUCUGCUCCAAUUUACUUCAAUAAAGUGUACGAGCUAAACUAA
Molecule: messenger RNA, 531 nt
Organism: Pimephales promelas (fathead minnow)
Lineage: Eukaryota; Metazoa; Chordata; Actinopteri; Cypriniformes; Leuciscidae
Gene: fabp6
Product: fatty acid binding protein 6, ileal (gastrotropin)
Molecular function (GO): lipid binding
Source: RefSeq, a predicted model, not a curated record